Molecule: messenger RNA, 990 nt
Organism: Dendronephthya gigantea
Lineage: Eukaryota; Metazoa; Cnidaria; Anthozoa; Malacalcyonacea; Nephtheidae
Exons: 5
Coding region: 205-990 (261 amino acids)
Source: RefSeq, a predicted model, not a curated record
AAUGGAGUAUCUCUGAAAUUUGCAGAUAUCAUUGCACUUGCUGGGGAUUAUUAUGGCAUACCAGAUGCUCCCAUUGCAAAUCCUUUGGAAAAUCCUGGUCAGCCUGAUCCAGGUGUGACAAAAAGAUUCAAGAAUGCGUACUCCACGUUGGCAGAAACCCCAUACAAAGGAAAAUAUAAGGAGCAACUGGACAAACUAUUAAAAAUGAUCAAAGACGAGAUGCUUUGCAAAACUGCAGGAUGUCAUCACACUGACAAAGAAUGGGACGAGGCAACAGGCGGAAUAUGGGUGGGUGGAAUACCUGUGGUUCCUGGGAGAAUGCUUUUACUUGGAGAAAAAAACUUUGAUCACUUUGAACCCCAUGCUCAGAUGGCCUAUCUUGCUGGACACGUAUACUCUAUUCAGAAAGCAAGAGAAGCAGAAAAAAGCAGUGAAAAAGAUCGAGAAAAGUUGCUUGAUAUGGCGUACUCAAUUGAAGCAUUUGCCCUUCACUUCUUUACCGACUCAUUUGCAAGUGGACAUAUCAGAACACCAAGAGUGGCUUUACCAAUGAAUGUUACACCAAGUUUAACAGGAGAUCUUCUGUCCAAAUACAUGCAUGAUGAAGACAACAAGUUUGGUCUUCGUGUUACCAACGUACGUGGAGAUAAAUGGAUUGCUUAUGGGGAUGGAAUGCUCAAAAACACAAAGGAUGAGAAAAAUUUCAAAAUUGCUGUUGAAGCAGCACAAGCAUCCGUUGACCAAGUAGUCAAAGCGUACAAAAACCCUGAUGAGAAAAAAGAUCCAAGUGCAGUCACUGAUCUCUUACCAUUUGUGGACGAGAGUGAGAAAAACAACACACCAUUGUUUCAAGUCAAAGAUGGUAAACUUCAUCGUAGAUCAGAUAUCAAUGAUCUUCAAGAUAAGAAAACUAUCACGAACUGGUGGGGAACAACCACGGCUGUGAAACUACAUUGGUCGUAUAAACCACACAAUUCUGCCAUCCUAUAA